GCUCGAUGAUGGGAAAUAGGUUAUAAAUUACUGGCUGGAGUCUAAACAAGUAUCAAGGUAAUAAAAGGACCAACACAGAUAUGAAUGUAAUAAUAAAUAAUUGUAAACAAACAGUCGCAAAUUUAUUAUUAAGAGAUGCUAGUAAUCUUUCGAGAAGGUACGCUACUAUAGCCGAUUAUAAGAUCAACUGGCCGCGACCUAAACCAGUCUCGCCCUUUUCGCCUAAAAGAACCGGCGAUAAGGGAUUAAAAAUCGAGGUCAAGCCAACAGAUAUUGCCAAGGAUUACGCGGAAUCACCUGAAUUGAAAGAUGCCAGUGAUAUAGUUAAAAAAAUGUUCAGCCUACAAUUCCUACAUCCUAAAGAAACAAAAAUUAUGAAGCAGGCGAAGAUUGCGGAAUUAGUAAAGAGGCAUAAAACAGAUAAGUCAUCGCCAGAAGUUCGAAUUGCUGUUUUCACUAGCCAAAUACAUGAGUUGCAAGAGUUUUUAAAAAAACAUCCUAAGCACUCGAGAGCAAAAUGUCAUUUGAAAGUAGCAAUUGAUAAGCGAAGAAAAUGGUUGAAAGAUUUGCGAAACUGGGAUUAUAGACGUUUUGAGUGGGUUUUGGAGAAACUCAAUCUUGUUUAUAUGCCACUACCCGAGCCACCAUUGCAGAUUACUAGAAAAGAUUCUUUAAGACGUUUAACAGAAAAGCAUUGUGACAAACUUGUGCAAGAUAAAUUAAACAUUUACCAAAAAGAAUUGAAAGUUUUACAAAAGCAGUUUUAUAUAGAGAAGGCGGAGAAGCUCGCGUUUAUUAGGGAAGAAGAGUUAGCAUGUGGAUUAGAGCCAUCAGUGAGUGAAGAGGAUGUUGCAAAAGCUAAAGAAAAAGCAAAAGAAUAUCAAACAUAAAUAUUUUUAUUAUAUUAUAAUUUAAAAACGACAUACGAGAUAUUUAUGUUAUUGUAUACUUUUAAAUAUAUGUAUACCUUUAAAUCAUUUUAUAC
Messenger RNA from Cataglyphis hispanica, 985 nucleotides. It is a transcript of the gene bonsai, whose product is annotated as 28S ribosomal protein S15, mitochondrial. NCBI's taxonomy places the organism in Eukaryota, Metazoa, Arthropoda, Insecta, Hymenoptera, Formicidae. Gene Ontology annotation, cellular component: ribosome. Gene Ontology annotation, biological process: translation. The transcript has 4 exons. The record is from RefSeq and is a predicted model, not a curated record. Gene Ontology annotation, molecular function: structural constituent of ribosome. Bases 81 to 890 code for a protein of 269 amino acids.